AAGAGAAUGUUUUGGCUGCUUAAGUAUUUUUUGGUAAGGGUUAAAAUUGUCUUUUCUCAUAGUAAAAGUGUGCAAUACUAAUAAAAAAAACAUUUUGUUGUGUUCUUUAAUUUUAACUACUAUGGAAAGAGAGAGGAGAUAAAAAGACAAAAGUCACUUUGGCGUCUCCCUCGCUACCCUCUCUUCAUCACUCGGGAGCCUAAUUCAUUCACCCAUGGCAACGAGUUGUUCUCGCCGGUUAACAACCGGUUUAACAACGUCGAUCAGGUCGGUCCAAUCGCAUUCCGUAAACCGACCUCAAUCCAUCUCCCUAACCAUCCGUCGAAACCAUCACAUCAAUCCUCCACCUCGUCUUUUAUUAGUACCGUCGUCGAUCACUCCGCGUAUCAUCAGACGGGGGAGGACUAUCAAAGCUCUUUCACCGCCUCCGGCGAAGAGAUCCUUGUAUGGAUCGGCGAUCAAAAAGCCAGGCGUGUGCGGUUAUGCCAUCGGAGAAAACGAGGUCGAAAGGAGCAGUAGCAGCUGCGGCCAUGUGGUGGUUGAUCAUGUUGGGACGGCGGAGAUUGUUGUUUGGGCCGCGGCUACGGCGGCGUUUGGAGUCGGAAACCGUGUGAUGUAUAAGCUGGCGCUAGUUCCGCUCAAACAAUACCCCUUCUUCCUUGCGCAACUCUCCACCUUCGGGUAUGUAGCUGUAUAUUAUACUAUCUUGUAUAUUCGAUAUCGUGCUGGAACUGUCACAGAUGCGAUGCUCUCUGUGCCAAAACCUCCAUUUUUAAUUGUUGGCAUCUUAGAGGCUCUAGCUGCAGCUUCUGGAAUGGCAGCUGCAGCGAAUCUUUCAGGGCCAUCUACUACAGUUUUAUCUCAGACGUUUCUAAUCUGGCAAAUUUUCUUCUCCAUCGUUUUUCUCCGGAGGAGAUAUAGCGUAAACCAAAUACUCGGAUGCACUCUAGUAGCUCUCGGUGUAAUCGUCAGUGUGGCAAGUGGAUCAGGUGCCGCUCAUUCAUUAAAGGAAGCCGGAGUAUUUUGGAUUCUUUUAAUGGUCCUUUCUUUCUUCCUUCAAGGAGCAGGUACAGUAUUAAAGGAAGUCAUCUUUAUAGAUAGCCAAAAACGAUUAAAGGGAGCUUCACUCGAUCUAUUUAUAGUAAAUUCAUAUGGUUCAGCUUUCCAAGCCAUCUGCAUCGCAUUGCUUCUUCCGUUUCUUUCAAAACUUUGGGGCAUACCGUUUAAUCAACUAGGUAGCUACCUAAAAGAUGGUGCGGUUUGCUUCCUCAACAUUGGGACACUAACAAAAGGAUGUGAUGGGGCUCCGCUUUUGCCUCUAUUGUUUGUGAUAGUGAACAUUGGCUAUAACAUUGCGCUUUUAAGACUGCUCAAGCUUUCAACCGCUGUGGUGUCAUGUCUUGCAUCGACAAUCUCAGUGCCAAUUGCAGUGUUUCUGUUCACAUUGCCAUUACCAUACCUUGGAGUUGCAUCAUCACUACCAACAGGGUUCAUGGGAGGCACAAUCAUACUUGUAUUGGGAAUGAUUCUUUACAGUUGGACACCACAAGGAGCUAACUCUUCUCAUACUGAUACAGUCAUCCCUUCACCUCCUCCCACCUAGAGAGGGCUUUAAGUAAGGGUUUUUGUUUUCAAUAAAAAAGAUUUGAGAGAUUUAUGAAGAUUCGUUUUGGAUCAAGGUAAUAUAUGAGGAUUGAAUGAUGUAUAUAUCGUAACAUAUUUCGAUGACGUUAAUGAAAAAGUUGACGCUUUCUUA
This is a messenger RNA of Camelina sativa (false flax), 1756 nucleotides long. RefSeq names its product protein CLT3, chloroplastic-like. Lineage: Eukaryota; Viridiplantae; Streptophyta; Magnoliopsida; Brassicales; Brassicaceae. The record is from RefSeq and is a predicted model, not a curated record.